Messenger RNA from Ochotona princeps (American pika), 3594 nucleotides. It is a transcript of the gene NCAPG, whose product is annotated as non-SMC condensin I complex subunit G. Gene Ontology annotation, biological process: mitotic chromosome condensation. The transcript has 21 exons. The record is from RefSeq and is a predicted model, not a curated record. The coding region runs from base 97 to 3132 and encodes 1011 amino acids. Gene Ontology annotation, cellular component: cytoplasm; condensed chromosome; condensin complex. NCBI's taxonomy places the organism in Eukaryota, Metazoa, Chordata, Mammalia, Lagomorpha, Ochotonidae.
UUUGAACAUUCUGGCGGGUAGCCACGCCCCUCCGCCGGGUUGUUGUGGAAGAGGAUCUGGAACGUUCGGUGUCGUCCGCAGCGGCGUCUCCUCAUCAUGGGCGCGGAAAAGAGGUUGCUGCCGGUCAAGGAGGCCUUCCAGCUGGCGCAGCAGCCACACCAGAACCAGGCGAAGCUGGUGGUGGCGUUGAGCCGCACCUACAGCACGAUGAGCGAUAAAACAAUUUUCCAUAAGGAGUUCAUCCAGUACCUUAAAUAUGCCAUGAUAAUCUAUAAACGCGAGCCAGCUGUGGAGAGAAUAAUAGAUUUUGCUGCAAAGUUUGUUACUUCGUUUCACCAAUCCGAUGUGGAAGAUGAUGAGGAAGAGGAGGACGGUGGCAUUUUAAAGCAUUUGUUUACUUUUCUACUAGAGUCUCAUGAAGCAAAUAGCAAUGCAGUAAGGUUUAGAGUGUGCCAGCUCAUAAACAAGCUUUUGGGGAAUAUGCCAGAAAAUGCCCAGAUUGAUGAUUGUUUGUUUGAUAAAAUUAAUGAAACCAUGCUUGUCAGAUUAAAGGAUAAGAUUCCAAACGUGAGAAUUCAGGCAGUUUUGGCGCUCUCACGACUUCAGGACCCCAAGGAUGACGAAUGCCCAGUGAUUGAUGCAUAUACUACUUUGAUUGAAAAUGAUUCAAACCCAGAAGUGAGGCGAGCAGUGUUGUCAUGUAUUGCACCAUCAGCGAAGACUUUGCCAAAAAUUGUGGGACGUACCAAGGAUGUGAAAGAAGCUGUCAGAAAGCUGGCUUAUCAGGUUUUAGCGGAAAAGGUUCAUAUGAGAGCUAUGUCCAUUGCUCAGAGAGUCAUGCUUCUUCAACAAGGUCUUAAUGACAGAUCAGAUGCAGUCAAACAGGCAGUGAAGAAGCAUCUUCUCCAAGGGUGGUUGCGUUUCACUGAUGGAAAUAUCUUAGAAUUGCUUCAUCGUCUGGAUGUGGAAAAUUCAUCCGAAGUGGCAGUCUCUGUCCUUGGUGCCUUAUUUUCAGUAACUCCUCUCAAUGAACUGGUUGCAGUCUGUAAAAACAAUGAUGGCAGGAAACUGAUUCCAGUUGAAACCUUAACUCCUGAAAAUGCUUUGUAUUGGCGUGCGCUAUGUGAAUAUUUGAAAUCAAAAGGAGAUGAAGGUGAAGAAUUUUUGGAGCAGAUUUUGCCAGAGCCUGCAGUAUAUGCAGAAUAUUUACUAAGUUACAUCAAGGGCAUUCCAGUUGUCAUUGAAGAACAGAGAGGUGAUUUUACCUACAUUGGAAAUUUGAUGACAAAACAGUUCAUAGGACAACAGUUAAUUCUAAUUAUUAAGUCUUUGGAUACCAGUGAAGAAGGAGGAAGGAAACGACUGCUGACUGUAUUACAGGAGAUUCUUAGUUUACCCACUACCCCAGUAUCCCUCAUGUCUUUUCUUGUUGAGAGACUACUCCACAUCGUCACAGAUGAUAAUAAGAGGACACAAAUUGUUACAGAAGUUAUUUCGGAGAUUCGAGCACCAAUUGUUACUAUUGGUGUGAACGACCCAGGUGAAGCAAGAAAAAAGGAAGUCAAGGUGGCUGAAAUAAAAGUUAAACUUAUUGAAGCAAAAGAAGCUUUGGAAAAUUGUGUUACCUUGCAAGAUUUUGAUCAGGCAUCAAAAUUAAAGGAAGAAAUAAAAGCAUUAGAAGAUGCCAAAAUAAAGCUAUUGAAAGAGACAGAGCAACUUGAAAUUAAAGAAGUCCAAAUAGAGAAGAAUGAUGCUGAAACUCUACAGAAGUGUCUCAUUUUGUGCUAUGAACUGUUGAAACAGAUGUCCAUUUCAACAGGUAUUGGUGCAACCAUGAAUGGCAUCAUUGAAUCUUUGAUUCUUCCUGGAAUAAUAAGUAUUCAUCCUGUAGUAAGAAAUCUGGCUGUUUUAUGCUUAGGAUGCUGUGGACUACAGAAUCAGGACUUUGCAAGUAAACACUUUGUACUACUUUUGCAGGUAUUGCAAAUUGAUGAUGUCACCAUAAAAAUAAGCGCUUUAAAGGCAAUUUUCGACCAACUGAUGACUUUUGGGAUUGAACCAUUUAAAGCAAAAAAUAUCAAGGAUCUUCAGUCUGAAGAUGUAGAAAUAAACAGUGAUGCUGAACAAGAGUCAAAAGAUGUUGAAGAGACUGCUACAGUGAAGAAUGUUCUGAAACUCCUUUCUGAUUUCUUAGAUAGUGAGGUGUCUGAACUUCGGAUAGGCGCUGCAGAGGGCCUGGCCAAGCUGAUGUUCUCUGGGCUUUUGGUCAGCAGUAGGAUUCUUUCCCGUCUUGUGCUGUUAUGGUACAACCCUGUGACUGAAGAGGACUUUCGACUUCGGCAUUGCCUUGGCGUGUUCUUCCCCAUGUUUGCUUAUGCAAGCAGGACAAAUCAGGAAUGCUUUGAGGAAGCCUUUCUUCCAACUUUGCAGACACUGACCAAUGCUCCUGCGUCGUCUCCUUUGGCUGAAGUAGAUGUCGCAAACGUUGCAGAGUUACUUGUAGAUUUGACAAGACCAAGUGGAUUAAAUCCUCAAGCCAAGAACUCUGAGGAUUACCAGGCCCUUACGGUACAUGACAAUUUGGCUAUAAAAAUUUGCAAUGAGAUCUUAACAAAUCCUUGCUCACCAGAGGUGCGAAUCUAUACAAAAGCCUUGAAUUCUUUAGAACUGAGUAACAAUAUUGCAAAAGAUCUUCUGGUUCUCUUGGAUGAGAUUCUGGAGGAAGUAAAAGACAGAACAUGUCUGAAAGCUUUGGAGAAAAUCAAGGUUCAGUUAGGAAAAGAAAAUAAAGAAUUUGAUGACCAAACUGGGACAGCACAGGAAUCUAGUACCACCACAACCAUAUUUGAAAUUGACCACGAAAGUAAUAAGGAAGCAUAUGUGACUCUACGCAAGGAUGAAAAAUCAACCUGUGUUUCAAAGUCUGCUCAGCAGAAGACUAAGAGAGGACGGGGAAAAGGGACAGCUUCGGCAAGGAUGAACAGAUGUCAGACUGGUGAGGCUGAAUGUGAAAGUGAUUAUGAAGUUCCAGAACCAGAAUCAGAAAUGAAGAGGAGAUUACCAAGACGAGCCAAAACAGCAGCACUAGAGAAAGUGAACUUAUCCUUGCAUAGUUUCUCAACAAAGAUUUAAGUUAGGAGACAUAAGGAUGGAGUUGUUUAAAUUUUUGUUUAGUCCUUUGCUUUAAUAAAAUUAUCCAGUGUGAAAAAGAAAAUCUGAUGUGUUUCGGAAGACUGCACUGUAUACCAACCACAUCACUUCCUGCUUGUACAGUCACAGACUACUUUGGCUUGUAAUAAAGCAUGAGGACUUUCAGUGUGGGACGGAGGCCGUAGUAGAUAGUGGGCAGACUGCGCUGUCCGGGAUGGGCUUUGUACAUGUUCCCAUGGGAUUCUUACCAACUGUUAAGGGGAAAGGCUCAGGAUUAAGAGAAUCUUCCAAGUGUAACUAGUUAGGAGCUUGCAUUGAGAAGCUUAUGUCUCAGAUGGAACAGAUCCAAUACAGAUGCGAGUGCUUCAGAACAUCUGUCAUAAACUGACAUUUCAAGGGCAAAUGAAGUGCCAGAAGCUGGUAGGAUGAAGUGACUCCCGAUGA